Xylaria bambusicola is the source of this 1731-nucleotide messenger RNA. RefSeq lists its product as uncharacterized. The coding region runs from base 231 to 1247 and encodes 338 amino acids. The record is from RefSeq and is a predicted model, not a curated record. The transcript has 2 exons. Gene Ontology annotation, molecular function: 8-oxo-dGDP phosphatase activity. NCBI's taxonomy places the organism in Eukaryota, Fungi, Ascomycota, Sordariomycetes, Xylariales, Xylariaceae.
UGCACUCCCCCCCACUGCACCUCCCUAUAGGUAGCGUCACAUUAUUGGGAGGGAUUCAUAUCUAAGCCCUACCUGUGACCACCAGUGGCUGGCCCCGUUGGAACGAACACACUCAACUCGACCCAAGAGCCAUUGAUGAUAAUCAACAUAUACAUACACUAGCUUAGCCAGAACCAGAGACACAGACACCUCAAGACACGCCACAGGAUCCCAACCAGAAGGACAAAGCCAUGGGUCGCUCAACAGUAGGCAAGUCCUACUUACCCAUCGUGCAAAAUGCUGAUAACUUCCCCUAUGACCGCGAUCUGCUAGAGGUAUACUACCAGCUCAUCUUGGCCGGCGACCCCAAGCCGCAUGGCUACCUACGGCCGGAGACCGUGGCCAAGAUGCCGUGGACGUCUUUGUUCCAGGUGUCCCACGAGCACCCGCGCACCGUGACGGUCUUGGACUCGUCGCAGGGGUCCGACAGCGCGGCUGCUUUCACGGCCGCCUUCCAGAAGCUGGUAGACAUCCUCAUAGAGCAGGACACGUUCCGCCUGCUCGCCAAGAGGCACAGCGAGCCCUUCACCCUCCUCUCCUGGCCCACCAGCCCCAGCGAGGGCGGCACGGGCACGAGCACAGGCGUUGUGACGAUGGAGCGUUUCGCCGCGCCGCUGUUCGGGAUCCUCCUGCAGGGCGCCCACAUGAUCGCUUAUGUGCGCUCCCGCGCCACCGAGGACGACUGUGGCGUGAUCUCAGGUCUCUGGAUCCCACGGCGCGCUAAGCAUCUCUUCAGCAGCCCCAACAUGUUGGACUCUACUGUGGCCGGGGGUAUAGCGGCUGGCACGACCGCCCUGGAGACCAUCAUCAAGGAGGCAGGUGAAGAGGCUGCGCUGCAGCCCGAGCUGAUGCGCACAAGGGUGCGGUCCACGGGCCUGUUAACGUACGUCAGCUCGACCGACGCGAUACACGGCUGGCCCGGCGAGUCCGGGCUCCUGUGUCCCGGCAUCGUCUACACAUACGACAUGGAGCUGCCAGAGGACGUUAUUCCGAAGCCCCACGACGGCGAGGUCGGGAGCUACAACCUCAUGAGUGUCGGGGAUGUGCAGAGCGCGCUGCUGAACAACGAGUUCAAGCCCGACGCUGCUGUGGUCCUGAUAGAUUUCCUGAUCCGCCACGGCGUCAUAACCGCAGACAAUGAGCGGAACUUCGUCCGCAUCAACGAGCGCAUACACCGCCGAUUACCGUUCAGGGUAUCCGAGCGCUAAUGGAAAUGAAUUUGUCAAGUUCUUGGCGUUAGAAAUCGUCGCUCAUAAGUACAUGGAUCCUUUUUGGUGGGCAAGGAAAAGCGGGAGAAGGGAUGUAAAAUCUAGUCUACAAGCGAUGGUAGCCUAUGAUGCUUGAGUGCUUGAUUCUGAUUUCGGUGAAAGGAAUUAUAAGGAGGGACGAGAUAGAUGAGGUUGGUGUAGAUCAUGCCAAUGUAGGGGGCCAGGCAAAACACUCUGAACAUUAGCUCAUGUUCUUUCACGAUUUAACAAUACGACUGCAAUUGAGAAUAUCUUGGGUGAUUUCAGGACCAUCAAUCUACAUGCUUCACACAUAACUCUAAUCAUACCAAGCAGUUUAUAAUGCAAGGCUGCCUAAGAUCAUUUAACAUCAUGAUACAUAUACGUUGAAGCUACAUAGAACGUCACUACUCUCAAAAGAAUCUUUUGUUCAACCGCCUAUAGUCAGUUUUUCUAUUUCAUAUCG